AUGGAGUCAGGGACGUGGGCGGUGGUGGUGGCGGCCGUGGCCGCGUACCUAGCCUGGUUCUGGCGGAUGUCGCGCGGGCUGAGCGGCCCGCGGGUGUGGCCGGUGGUGGGCAGCCUGCCGGGGCUCCUGCGGCACGCCGAGGACAUGCACGAGUGGAUCGUCGCCAACCUGCGCCGCACGGGGGGCACCUACCAGACCUGCAUUUUCGCCGUGCCCGGCCUGGCGCGCCGCGGCGGGCUGGUCACCGUCACGUGCGACCCCAAGAACCUGGAGCACGUCCUCAAGUCCCGCUUCGACAACUACCCCAAGGGCCCCUUCUGGCACGGCGUCUUCCGCGACCUCCUCGGCGACGGCAUCUUCAACUCCGACGGCGACACCUGGGUCGCCCAGCGCAAGACGGCCGCGCUCGAGUUCACCACGCGCACGCUCCGGACGGCCAUGUCCCGAUGGGUCUCCCGCUCCAUCCACCACAGGCUCCUGCCCAUCCUCGCCGACGCGGCCGCCGCCAACGUGCACGUCGACCUGCAGGACCUCCUCCUCCGCCUCACCUUCGACAACAUCUGCGGCCUCGCAUUCGGCAACGACCCCGAGACGCUCGCCCGCGGCCUCCCCGACAACGCCUUCGCCUCCUCCUUCGACCGCGCCACCGAGGCCACGCUCAACCGCUUCAUCCUCCCCGAGUGCGUCUGGCGCUGCAAGCGCUGGCUCGGCCUCGGCAUGGAGACCACGCUCGCCAGCAGCAUGGCGCACGUCGACCGCUACCUCGCCGCCGUCAUCAAGGCCCGCAAGCUCGAGCUCGCUGACAACCACAACGACACGACGUCCGCCACGCCGCACGACGACCUCCUCUCGCGCUUCAUGCGCAAGGGCACAUACUCCGACGACUCCCUGCAGCACGUCGCGCUCAACUUCAUCCUCGCCGGCCGCGACACCUCCUCCGUCGCCCUCUCCUGGUUCUUCUGGCUCGUCUCCACCCACCCCGCCGCGGAACGCAGCAUCGUGCGCGAGCUCUGCGCCGUCCUGGCGGCGUCCCGCGGCGCCGACGACCCGGCAUCGUGGCUCGCGUCCCCGCUCGCCUUCGAGGAGCUCGACCGCCUCGUGUACCUCAAAGCCGCUCUCUCAGAGACCCUCCGCCUAUACCCGUCCGUGCCGGAGGACUCCAAGCACGUCGUCGCCGACGACGUCCUCCCCGAUGGCACCUUCGUGCCGGCGGGCUCCUCCAUCACCUACUCCAUCUACUCGGCGGGGCGCAUGAAGUCCGUGUGGGGCGAGGACUGCCUCGAGUUCCGCCCGGAGCGCUGGCUGUCGGCCGACGGCGCCAGGUUCGAGCCGCACGACUCCUACAGGUUCGUGGCCUUCAACGCCGGGCCGCGCAUAUGCCUCGGCAAGGACCUCGCCUACCUGCAGAUGAGGAACAUCGCCGGGAGCGUGCUCCUCCGCCACCGCCUCGCCGUCGCGCCGGGCCACCGCGUCGAGCAGAAGAUGUCGCUCACGCUCUUCAUGAAGCACGGGCUCCGGAUGGAGGUGCGCCCGCGCGACCUCGCCCCGAUCCUCGACGACCUCCACGUUGUCGCCGCCGCCGCCGUUGCCGCGUCGACGCCGGCCAUCGCGGCCUGCGCGUAG
This is a messenger RNA of Lolium rigidum, 1623 nucleotides long. RefSeq names its product cytochrome P450 86A4-like. The record is from RefSeq and is a predicted model, not a curated record. The transcript has a single exon. The coding region runs from base 1 to 1623 and encodes 540 amino acids. NCBI's taxonomy places the organism in Eukaryota, Viridiplantae, Streptophyta, Magnoliopsida, Poales, Poaceae. Gene Ontology annotation, molecular function: monooxygenase activity; oxidoreductase activity, acting on paired donors, with incorporation or reduction of molecular oxygen; heme binding.